UAGCAAAAAGCAGAGACUUUAUUUCUGCUGUUGUUGCCCUACAUUCUGCAUAGUUGUGUUCAAAUUUGCAAUUUCAGACGUUUUUGUCUAUAGGCAAAUUUUUUUGUUUUUCGUUUCAAACUAAAAAUGCAUUUUAAUUUGAGUGAAUUUAGUGCUGUGCACCGAAAUAUUCAGCAAUUUGGAUUAUUUACAUUGGUGAUUCUUGUGAUUUUCAGCUUUCACAUCACAGAAGCAACCAAUUAUUGUAAUUACUGUGAAAAUCAUGUGGCGUGCCAUAAUAAUGGUGAUUUUGGAAAAAUGUGUUCAGCCGAUAAGCAACUUUUAAAAAUGAGCGCCUCGCAAAAGGAAUAUAUUGUGUCUAUGCAUAAUCGAAUGCGAAACAAAAUUGCGUUGGGCCAAAUUGAUAAAUACAGUUCAGCUGCCAAAAUGCCAUGCUUUCAAUGGAGUGACGAGCUGGCCUAUUUGGCGAAAAUAAAUGCACGGUCUUGUAACUAUGGGCACGAUAAAUGCCGAGCAACAGAAAAGUUCCCGUGGGCGGGUCAGAAUAUUGCACGACGUGGAAACACAAAAGGAUAUGAAAAUACAAAAUCAUCAAUUAAACAUAUGAUCAACGAUUGGUUCGUCGAGUACAAAGAUGCCAAUAUGGGCAUCAUCAAUUCAUACCAUAAUCAUCCAUUGGGGAAAAAGAUCGGUCACUUCACCGUCAUGGUCAGUGAUAAAAAUAAUGCAAUUGGUUGCGCAAUGAUUCGAUACAAGGAAGGUGGUUUUUUCUAUCGGUAUUUGGUCUGUAACUAUGGUUAUACAAAUGUUAUCGGAACGCCGGUAUACACAAAAGGUCCAGCUGGUUCUCGAUGUAAAAAACAGCAUCCAGUUUAUGAAGGACUCUGCUCAGCAGACCAAAUUGUCAUUCCAAUUCCUUAAUAUGCAAUUGUUUUUGGUUUAAAAAUGUUUCACUUGUUGUAAUUUAUUUAUU
This is a messenger RNA of Contarinia nasturtii (swede midge), 973 nucleotides long. Its product is annotated as antigen 5 like allergen Cul n 1-like. The coding region runs from base 127 to 921 and encodes 264 amino acids. The record is from RefSeq and is a predicted model, not a curated record. The transcript is spliced from 6 exons. NCBI's taxonomy places the organism in Eukaryota, Metazoa, Arthropoda, Insecta, Diptera, Cecidomyiidae.